CGAAAGAAUACGUUGGUGUGCGGUUGUUAUAGCUUGUAGGCUAUAACUAGGAUACUGUAGGCAGAUGUUUUGAGUGUAACAGUUGUGUGCGCUUCAUAUUUUCAAACUUUUUUGGCCUUACAAUUAACGAGCAAUGAGGAGCAUCGAAGUUCUAUUAACUUUUUUGGUGUUAUUGGUAUCUUUCAUUGCCGCAGAUGAACGCUGUAUAAAAAACUGUCAGAGAGACUUCGAUCCGUCUAAUUUGUGGUAUGUUUGGGUGAUUCUUGUAUUUAUAUCUGCGCUACUUGGAUGCGGAUUUAUCGCCAGCUGCAUCAAGAUGUGCUGUAGAUCGAAUAAGCCACCUGUUCCGGUGUUUGAGAGCCACCCCCUUGAAGUCACCGUAAUUUCCAUCGAUCACCAUCAAAACACAAUGCGCAACAUAAGCCCCGCUCCCUCCUUUACCCAAUCGCACGCGCCCCGCCCGUUCACGACUGCAGCGGACAGCUUCUCUCCUCCGCCCUACAACCUGUGCACCCUGGACAGCCUGCCACAGUACGACGAGGCUUUGGCCAUGCCCGCCAACGCGCCGGCACGCGUCGGCAUCGGAAACGCCGAGGACCUCCCCGGGGACUUCUACGAGGCGCGCUCGCCCGACGGGGAGGGGGAGCCGACGGAGUUCACCUGGGAGGCCCCGCGGCGAGAGGGCCUCCGGGACACGCCGGACUACACGGCGUGGGAUGAGGAGGAGGAGGAGGAGGAGCCGCCGGCAUACGAGCUGUACGGCGGCGUAGCCGAGGACGAAUUUAACGAAGUGGACCUGGAUGAACUUGACCCCGCCGAGAGGCACGGGGAGGACGUCGACACCCGCGAACAAAACGUCUGAAGCUGGACUUCGCAAAAAAACCCCUGUCAUGAAGCCGGGAGAUGAACCCAAGGACCCAGACCGCUCUAGAAGUGUAAAGGUCUUGCACUUGGGGGCAAGGAAUGGGAGCGUCGCCCGCCGGAAGACAAAAGGCACCAACGCGCAAAAUCAGUUUGGGUUUGUUUGUCUAGCUGGAGCCUGUGCCCUAUGGCCUACACUUCCCCCCCCCCCCUCCAUUUCACCACAUGCGUUCGGCUCUGAUAAGGCGCUGUGUCACUGUUUACAGUCAUGGCUGCUUCAGGCGCGCAUGACCAAGCCUUUGCUUUGGUGAAAAACAGAGGGAGCGGAGAGGGCUUCCUGCUUUUGUGUGAAACCCUCAUUGUUCUCGUCGUGAAAAAAAAAAAGGGCCAACACCGCCCCCCUGCCUCCCCCACCGC
Molecule: messenger RNA, 1278 nt
Organism: Anguilla anguilla (European eel)
Lineage: Eukaryota; Metazoa; Chordata; Actinopteri; Anguilliformes; Anguillidae
Product: transmembrane protein 52B-like
Exons: 5
Coding region: 134-862 (242 amino acids)
Source: RefSeq, a predicted model, not a curated record